This is a messenger RNA of Rhineura floridana, 1045 nucleotides long. RefSeq names its product protein lifeguard 1-like. The record is from RefSeq and is a predicted model, not a curated record. The coding region runs from base 62 to 1045 and encodes 327 amino acids. NCBI's taxonomy places the organism in Eukaryota, Metazoa, Chordata, Lepidosauria, Squamata, Rhineuridae. The transcript is spliced from 10 exons. Gene Ontology annotation, cellular component: membrane.
UCUUUUGAAAAAGAAGUGAUAACACAGAGAAGGCUAACGUACUUUGGUCCAAGGUGAAAAAAUGGGUGUGACUGGAAUAUAUUUAUCCAAGAUGGAGAAUAAUCUACCAGUAAGCUUUUGUGGAGACAUACUAUACAACAAAUACCAACAUCCUGGUGGAGAUUCCCCAGAAGUCACAAACUCAAUAAAACCACUUGCAGAGGAAGAAAUUUCCCCUUGUCAGGAAAGUACUGUUGAAGAGCCUCCCCCAGUUCUCAAAGAGCUUCCAACAAUGGUAAGAGCAGCAAGAUCUUCUCCAUCACAUGGCAGACGUCCAAGAGGUGCACGAUCAUCACAUAAAAGAUGCCGGCACCUGGCACCCCUUGCUGAAGAAGAAGGUCCAUUUUCAGAAAAAAAUGUUCGCACAGCUUUCAUGAGGAAAAUAUAUCUCAUGUUGACACUUCAGCUGGGCUUCACCGUUGGUAUAAUUUGCAUGUUCAUCUACUGGAAAUUUCUUAAAAUAUGGGUACGGAGACGUCCAUGGUUUUGUUAUGCCCUCUUACCAGCAAUUUUGAUUCUAGCUAUUGCACUAGCCUGUUGUGAUCAAGCUCGCAGAAAAUUCCCGCUGAACAUCAUUUUGUUGUUAGUAUUUACAAUUUCUGAGGGUAUGUUGCUUGGAUCGAUUGCAGCUUUCUUCGAAGCGGACCCAGUGAUGUGGGCUGUUGGUGCCACUGCAUUUGUGACAUUGGGAAUUUCUAUUUUUGCUCUGCAGACAAAAUGGGACAUAACCAUCACAUCAGGAGUCCUGCUAGUUUUGUUUUUUGUCUUGAUUGCUAUUGGAGUUCUUUGCGCUAUCCUGCAAUCACUGUGGGUACGAAUAAUAUAUGCUGCUGUUGGAACACUACUUUUUAGCAUAUAUCUGGUGGUGGAUACACAACUAAUGCUGGGAAAGAAGCACCACUACCGCCUGAAUCCUGAGGACUAUAUUUUUGCAGUACUGAACGUCUACAUUGACAUUUUUAAUAUGUUUUUGUUUAUACUGCAAUUUGUUGGUUUUAGGAAGUGA